UCAAAAUACUGUGAUGGAUCUGAUUGUUUGUUUGUAAGAAAAACUCGUUAGAAAGUACGACUAGCCCACAAAUAAUAACAAUUUAAAUACCUUUCUCUUAAAAGCAUUACCAUUCUUCAAAUAUUAAAGUAUAUUUUAACACUUGGGUCUUAGGACAAUACUCACCUUUUAAAGUUGUUAGCCUUGAAGUAGAUGUCAUCUAAAUGAGUGUUGUUUAUUUUACAUUUUAGUGAUAUUAGUCGUAAUUUCACGAUUAUAUGGCUCUGAUGUUUGACUUAUGUUUUGUGACAAUUCGGAAGAGGCAUGUUUUAUCCACGUAUUGGGGAGAAAAGUGCAAGUUCAGUAGUGGUCAUCUGGAUCUAUCUCACCGUGUGGUGCGCCGCGUCCAUAGCACCUUGCGACAAGACACGCAGGGUGUUCACCGAGCCCAGCGGAGUUAUCACGGACGGCCCUACGACCUCUAACUACACUCAAGAUUCACAUUGCGAAUGGCUCAUUAAAGCAGCAAAUAAAAGUCAGUACAUAACACUGAGCUUUAUUCGUAUGGGAACAGAAUGUUCCUACGACUAUGUCUUUGUAUAUGAUGGUGAUUCUUUUGAUGCACCUCUAUUAGGAAGUUUCAGUGGCAAAACUGAACCACAAAAUGUCACCGCUUCAAGUGGAUAUAUGUUAAUACUCUUAUAUAGUGAUACAAACUAUGUAUUAGAUGGUUUCCGAGCAACAUAUGCUAUCCACAACUGUCCGAAUAAUUGUACUGGGAGAGGGCUUUGUGUGUCACAUAAAUGCUUUUGUGUAGUGGGUGUGUGGGGUGGUCCUGAUUGUAGCGUAGAACUAUGUCCCAAUGGAUGUUCAGGCAAUGGCCAAUGUAAAGGGGAUGGCUGCCAAUGCAAAAAAGGUUAUUCUGGAGAAUCAUGCUCACUGAAAAAGAAUGAUAAAGAAGGCAACAGUUGGCACUGGCUUUCACAUACUGAAAGUGGUAUGACAAAGAGAGCUGCCCACACAGCUGUUUAUGUAAACCACACAGACUCUCUAUAUGUCUUCGGAGGAUAUGAUCUGAAUAGAGUAUUAGGCUUAUUGGAAAUCUAUAAAUUUUCUACUAGUCAAUGGUAUAAUGAAAAUGGAAGAGUUUUAAGACGAUACCCAACAACCGAAGAAAAUGAUAAAUCAUUAUUGACAUUAUUUACUAAAGGCAAUAUUGAUGGCAGCUGGCAGAUAGGAAAUAGAAGUUCUUUAUUCAAUUUACUUUUAGCAUCAUUUUCACAUCAUGACAAGACUACAUUACCUCUUAUGUACACACCUACACCUUAUUCUGAAAGUUACCUGCAGUUUACUGACAGGCCGGAGUUCUUAUCCUCUGGUAUUAAAUCCAACAAUUCCAAACCUGAACCGCGGUACGGUCACGCGGCUUGUGCAUUUCUAACAGGAUUCAUUCUUUACGGAGGGAAAUUAUCAGAUGGCAGCUUAUCAUCGGAAUUAUGGUAUUAUGAUGCGGUUUAUAAUUCGUGGACAUUAAGAGCUGUGAAUUCAACAUUCACGCCGCCCGGACUGACUCGACAUACAUUGACGGCUGUGAACAAUGAAUUGUAUUUAUUUGGGGGGAGUACGGUAGAUGGAGAAUUUUCCUCAAGCUUGUACAAAAUUAAAUUAGGUGAAGUUAGCAAUGAGACCUGGGAGAAGGUACAAGUACGAGGCGGUAAGGAGCUGGAUGUACGAGUGGUGUCGCACACCGCAGUCUAUCAUUCGCAUUCUAACUCUCUCUUGGUGUACGGAGGUGUAGUGGCCAGUGUUGCUAGGUUUUCGAAAUUAUCCGAUCGUAUGUUUGCCUUUGACUUGGAUUACAAACAUUGGAGUGAAAUACAUUAUCCCAGAGCACACCUUCGUGACACUUAUGUACCCAGGGAAAGGGCUUUUCAUACAGCAACUCUCAUUGGUAAUUAUUUAGUAGUUUUUGGUGGAUACUCUCAUAGGCAUAACCGAGAAGAAAUCUGUUAUGAUGGACAAAUGUAUUUAUAUCAUCUGGGUUGUCAUUCAUGGAUCCCUCUGGACGUAUUAGGCAAAACUAGAAAGAUAUAUCCGAAGAAGCAAGGAGUUUUUGCUCAUGCGGCAGCGUUAAAACCUCCAUCGACUUUGCUGAUAGUUGGUGGAUAUCAUGGAAAUGUUAAUGGUGACCUUUUGGCAUAUGUGGUACCCAGUUGGCAUGCGGGAAUUACGAAUAAGGAUCCCGAAUCGGCCUGUCCUCGGCAUCGCAGCCAGCCCGAGUGCCUCGCCGACCCCGAGUGCGGCUGGUGUUCUGCUGACGAUAGGUGCGACUGCAACGACCACGGCGACGAGGCGCGGGGCGUCUGCGACUACGCAACCGGCGAAUGUAUCUGUAAAGACAACACCGAAGGGCAAAACUGCGAGCGCUGCAAAGCCAAAUUCUACGGCGAUCCUCGACAUGGUGGCAGGUGCUAUUACCAAUGUGAACCGAGAGGAAUGUUAAAUGCCACCCAGACCGAAGGCAUCGGCUCCUUUAUGACAGACCCCGACGUAAAAUCAUUGGGUCCAUCGAAAGAGUGUCUGUGGAUUAUAUCCGCCAGUAAUAUUAAAGACGCCACGAUUCAGUUUAAAAUUAACUCCUCUCAUUUCGACGUGCCCUGUGACGAAAACGCCGUUUAUGUUUACGAUGGACUCGGCGGCGUUCCAGAUUUGAAUAAUAAUCAACAAAGUCAACUGUUGGGCGUGUUUUGCAAUGGUGCUUCUUCGGGAGUAGUGGAGGCUAGGAGUGGAAACUUAACCGUGCAUUACAAACAAGGUGAACCGGAGCAAGGUUUCGAAGGUGUAUACGAAGUCCUGGCCUGCGACGACUACUGCUCAUGGCCCAGAGUGUGCAAUAAGAGACAUUGUGUUUGCCGAGAUGGUUAUGGAGGUCCUAAUUGUGACAUUGAAAUAUGUCGACACAAUUGCAGCGAAAUAAUUAAAGCGGGAGUGUGCGACACCAGCUACGGACGAUGUCUCUGCAAUGAGGGAUUCGGAGGAGAUGACUGUUCAGUUAAACUUGAUAAAACUCAACUCGUCUUUACAGAGUUGUUUAAUUCUGAAUUUCUGUCCGAUAGUUUGGAUCAUUUGAGAAAAACAUUGCCUAGAUUCGGUCACAGUUUGGUCGCCGAUAGACGUGGUUUGUGGAUGUUUGGUGGAUAUUCACUAUCGCACGGCCCUUUAAACGAUAUUAGAUUCUUUGAUACCAAAAAUAACACCUGGAUGCAGGUAACCGUUGAGGCAACUCCUGAUGCUAAAAUGCCCGAGCGCCGCUACUUCCACGCGGCUGAAAUUUAUCACUCCAAACAAAACAUUUAUAUUUACGGAGGCUUGAGUUUGCAGGAAAAAAGUGGAGAAAACAAGAUUCUUGAUGACUUUUGGCAGUUUAGCUUGAAAGAUCAGAGAUGGAGUAACAUCAAAUCUAAAAAUGAGCAGCCACCGGCACUAGCGGGACACACGUUGACAUUGCAAAAGUAUCAAGAUUAUGAAAGUCUCGUUCUCAUCGGGGGCUUCUCGAUGAGUGAAGGAUUUAUGUCUGAAAUCUGGGAAUUUGAUCUCGAUAAUGAAAAAUGGAUUAAACUGCGCUGUAGAGGAACGAUACCGUCAGGAGUCAUAGGACAUAGCACUGUCUACCAUGCUCCGUCGCAAAGUCUUUAUGUAUUCGGUGGAAUAUUGUACGUUUACAAUGGCACCAUGGUUUCCGAUAAGUUAUUUUCAUUCCACUACCCCACGAAGACUUGGAGUGAGUUGCCUAGCUUCUUGAAUUUACAUGCCUUCGAUUCAUUACCACUUGCGACCUAUUUACAUUCCGCUGUCACAACAAAUGACUACAUGAUCGUAUUUGGAGGAAGAACUGACCCAGAAAAUAGAUCAAAUGCUCUCAUUGCCUACGUCUACGAAUGUAACCAGUGGGUCCGACUUGUGAAAGGCGUAAGUAUAGUGGACCACCCGCCUCCGCGCACAAUCGCCCACGCGAUGGCCAUCGAUGUGGAAACAGACAGCGAAGGGUACAUCUACAUAAUCGGCGGCUGGACGGGCAGCGCCAACUGCCAAGUGACGCGGAUAUCACUGCCCGAAGACCUGUGCUCUCUGUGGAGCUCGAACAAGUUGGAAUGUCGCAGUCACAUGGGCUGCAGCUUCUGUAGCACAAGCAACUACACGAAAUGUUUCUCCGUCAACAAGCAAGGCUGCGUGGGCAGCGAUAGAGUUUCCACAAAUUCUGGUGCCGCUUGUGACUUUGAACUGAUCUCGAGUCGUUCGUGUGAGAACUUCACAACGUGCACGUCGUGCCUCGCCGCGUGGCCGCUGUAUCCGGAGGAGAAACCCGCCUGCAGGUGGUGCGAGUCCUGCGCGGCGGCCGUCGGCGAAUGUGUACCAACGGAUGAAUCUUGUACAAGUAUCAAAUGUAAUGCGGGAACUACUUACAUCAGUGACGUUGACCAAUGUCCGGAACUUAGGUGUCUGGCAUCAGACUGCGAUAAAUGUGUAUCCAACCAGUGCACCUGGACUCGGUACGCCAGUAGAUCAGGUCAAGCAACAAAAAUUAUCGAAGAUAACUCUGAACUGUUCAAUUGGACGUGUGCAUUGAUCGAUGAACCCGGCCGCGCCAGUCUCAGACCGAGAACGAAGGAGGAGUGUCCCAGUCGGUGCCACCAAUUUACGGAUUGUCAGUCGUGUCUCAGCUCCGACGGGGCCGAGGGUGGCUUCUCUGAAUGUCACUGGGCUUCAUACCUGGGGACGUGUAUAUCUCCGGCGUAUCAACCUAUCAUAUGUGCGGGCGGCGUGUGCGGGCUGGUGCUGACGAAGGCGGACAAGAACAAGUGUCCGGCGCCGUGCGGCACAUCAGGGAAGCAUCGCUCGGGCUCCCGAUUGACCAGACAGAGUUACCAGGCACCUUUAAGCGUGACCGACUCUGUUUAUUUAAUAAGAAUUAGUUCCAAACUUGUACCGCGAAAUUCGAACAUAUCUUUAUUCCUGUUUAAAAAUACUGAAGUUGUCAGAGGUUGGCUAAUGAGUAUUAACUAG
This is a messenger RNA of Papilio polytes (common Mormon), 5043 nucleotides long. RefSeq lists its product as uncharacterized. The coding region runs from base 304 to 5043 and encodes 1579 amino acids. The transcript has 15 exons. Gene Ontology annotation, molecular function: protein binding. NCBI's taxonomy places the organism in Eukaryota, Metazoa, Arthropoda, Insecta, Lepidoptera, Papilionidae. The record is from RefSeq and is a predicted model, not a curated record.